Molecule: messenger RNA, 921 nt
Organism: Pyrenophora tritici-repentis Pt-1C-BFP
Lineage: Eukaryota; Fungi; Ascomycota; Dothideomycetes; Pleosporales; Pleosporaceae
Source: RefSeq, a predicted model, not a curated record
AUGACCACUGAAGGAGGAUUCCUCGAAGCAUGGGCACAAGGAUACAACGUAGGCAGCUUGAUCAUUUUGAUUCUGUUGGUGUUCUGCAACUAUCGAUCUGGCAUACGGUUACACAAGCUCAUUCUCCUUGAGCUCGUUCUUGCAAUCUGGCACGGCACCUUCAUCUUCGUCGAGGAUCCGCGAUAUGGCUGGUAUCUUAGCUCCACAGCGAGUCUUCUCUUCAUCUCCUACUUCCUCCACAAUGUCGUCUCGUGGCUCAAGAUCAGGCCCUUUCUACCAUGCUGGGGAUCCCGUCUCUUCAUCAUCUCGCUCCUCUGCGUUCAGCCCUUCUGGGUCGUCGAGGCAUGGUCCAACUUUGCCUACUUCAACCAACUCAAAGUCGGUUCCAAAGUCAACCUCCGCACACGCCCCUGGGAAGCUUUGCUCCGCGAUCCCUGGUGGAUCUUCACAACCUGGAAGCUGAUGCACUCGAUCAAGCAGACUUAUGCUUACAGUAUUUGGACUUUGAUUUGUAUCAACAGAAGGUUCGGCGUCAUGCUGGCAUGCAUGUUGCUCUCUAUCGCCUUUCUAAUUGCCGACGUUGUCGUAAGCGCCGCCAAGAUCACAGCUCUCAGCGGCAUAAACCCAUACUGGCGCAUCGCACUAGUGUUCAAAUGCGCAUCCGAUACCAUUUUCCUUGACGACUUCAAGUCCGUACUCGACGACAUUGUAGCGCGCAAAUUCAGCUCUGCCGGUGACACUGUGCAUCGCGGGUCCGUUCCUGGCACCGUUACCAACCGACGACUCUCCAGAUCGCCAUCCCGCGGCGAAGAGUUUAUCGAGUGCAGUGCUUUGGAGCCAAUUAGUGCACCAGCUCGAAGGACCGGUUUUACCCAGACCGGCGCAUACGGUAUAUCGCAACCCGGAGUUGCGGGCAAGUGA